Messenger RNA from Aspergillus saccharolyticus JOP 1030-1, 364 nucleotides. RefSeq lists its product as uncharacterized. The coding region runs from base 1 to 345 and encodes 114 amino acids. The record is from RefSeq and is a predicted model, not a curated record. Lineage: Eukaryota; Fungi; Ascomycota; Eurotiomycetes; Eurotiales; Aspergillaceae. The transcript is spliced from 2 exons.
AUGCAGUUGAAGAACAUCCUCGCCGUCUUUGCCGCAGCCAACCUCGUCGCUGCCGUCCCCACUGCCGAGCCUGGCGACGAUAUUGAUGUCGCCGGAGGUGAGGACGAGAUUCAUAUCGUGGGAAGAACUAAUCCUCCCCCACCUCCCCCAGCCAGCUUUUGGUGUAAGGGAGCGAUUGUCGCCGGUGUUGCUGGCACUCAAUGCGGGUUGACUUCUUGCAUGAACAUGGGUGGCCCUGGAGGCGGUGGGCAGUGUGGAAACCUCCAGUGUUCAACCGGCAAAUAUGUCGCUUUUCCAGCUCCGAGUCCCAACAACUGGAAUUCGUACGUCGUCUGCUCGAAGUAAGACCCUGGGCAUCGUUGGC